Messenger RNA from Ylistrum balloti, 660 nucleotides. RefSeq names its product protein lin-28 homolog. The transcript has 4 exons. Gene Ontology annotation, molecular function: nucleic acid binding; zinc ion binding. The record is from RefSeq and is a predicted model, not a curated record. The coding region runs from base 1 to 660 and encodes 219 amino acids. NCBI's taxonomy places the organism in Eukaryota, Metazoa, Mollusca, Bivalvia, Pectinida, Pectinidae.
AUGAAGGAGUUUACGAGUACCCAUGCUCCUCAGUCGUAUGCAAACCUGCCAAAUCUAAUGACCAAAGGUGUUUCUUGGACUCAAACUUCUCAAAAUUCUGGACCGUAUAUGAUUCUUGGUCAACCAGUCCUCCCCACCUAUGGAACUGGUGGAGGAGGUCGCAGAAGGGGCAAAUGUAAAUGGUUCAAUGUUGCAAAAGGAUGGGGGUUUGUAACACCUGAUGAUGGUAGCCAGGAUGUUUUUGUUCACCAGUCAGUCGUGCACAAGUCUGGAUUCAGGAGUUUGGCUGAUGGAGAGGAGGUGGAGUUUGAAAGCAAACCCUCCGAUAAAGGCGUGGAGGCGACGUUUGUUUGUGGCCCCUCCGGAUCCGAGUGCAGGGGCAGUGACAGACGGCCACUUUCACGGAAGAAAUUCAGAAAAAUAAGUGUUCACAGGUGCUACAAUUGCGGAGAUCUAGGGAACCAUAUAGCGGCUAAAUGCCCACAUGGUCCCUUACCAAAACGCUGCCACAACUGCAAGUCCGUCGACCAUUUGAUAGCAGACUGUCCAAUGAAGGAGCCAGUGAAGCGGUCGCGUAAUGAUACAAACGGCGGAGGGGCUUCCGGUUUAGGAAAUGGGCAUGAUGCAGACCACGGGGGUAACAUGUUUUACCCCGUUUGA